Messenger RNA from Ascochyta rabiei, 2256 nucleotides. Its product is annotated as Chitin synthase 4. The record is from RefSeq and is a predicted model, not a curated record. The transcript has 2 exons. NCBI's taxonomy places the organism in Eukaryota, Fungi, Ascomycota, Dothideomycetes, Pleosporales, Didymellaceae. Gene Ontology annotation, molecular function: protein binding. The coding region runs from base 1 to 2256 and encodes 751 amino acids.
AUGCAUGUCUUGCAGCCUGCCGAUACGCUGCACAUUCCACGCCGCCACAGCUUGGGCGCUGACACGCAGCAGACGACAGCACGCAGAUGCACACGCACACGCACACGCACACGCACACGCAGAAGCAGAAGCAGACGCCCGUUUGCGAUUCCACAAAACCUUGGACCCACCGCUGCGGACACGGCCGGCUUUACGGUGCAUAGCUACGACACACUGCUGGCCAGCAGCACGACAGACACAACACACCGCCAGACCAUGGUGGACCCAACAGCAGCAGCACCCACACGGGGUCUGCCGCCGAUUCCACCUCCACAUGCCCCCGAAGAAGAUGCCGAAGCGAGCCACAUCCGCCGGCCGCCGAUCCCCUCCUUCAGCAUCGACGAGCAUCCCGACACAGUGGCAGGGGGGCGCCAGUCGCCGCACUCUGGCUCGUCUCUCACACCAAGUUCCCGAGGCCACUCGCGCACACCAUCGAGAGAAACACCCGACCUGGGAGGCCACAGAGACUCGGCAGCUUCCGAAGUCAUCGCCAGAGACGCACCCAUCCGCCAGCUACACAUCAGCGACGGCUCCUACCGCAGCCGCUAUUCCCACGCUGCAGAGCUAGACAUGGCAAACAUGCAAGAGGAGCCCGACUCCGUCUACGCCCCGCCCGAACAGUACCAGGCCGGCCACUUCUCGCAGCCCACCCCGCCACUGUCCACACACCCGGCCCGCGACCCAACGCGCUCUACCGUCCACUCCCCCGUUCAAUCGCCGGGCGCCGACUCGAAUCACUCCAGCGCGUUUGAUUUCGCCACUGGCUCGCCGUUGCAAGUACCCCGCACUACACACGUGCGACCCAGCUCUGCCUACACCCUGGGCUCGGAGCUGAAUGCCCAAGGUCGUACACAUUCCCCACGUCUCUCCGUGGGUGGGCCUCCGUCCCCCGCUGGCUCUCCGGUCAACUACCAGCGACAGGCCUCGGCGAACCGCCGGUCCCCAGACGCCAGGCCUGUGUCCUACGUGGAUCUGCUGAACUUGCCCUACAACCAGCAGAUCGCUCCAGCUGCAAACAUAGGAAACUCGCAACUGCGAGGCGCCGUCGGACAGAAUGCAUCGCUGCUCGACACCAAGAAGACGCUGGAAAUGUACAGAGCAAACGUCAAGAAGACGCAGGACAGUCCGGUCCAGUACGAGUUUGCCUUGUUCAUGGUCCAGGUCGCACGCGAGAUCACGGCAUCGGGUCCCACCAACGACGACCACGGCCUGACACCUGCAGACAUGCUCAAGGAGGCACGGCAGAUCUUGCAGCGUUUAGCCGAUCGCAGCUACCCCUUUGCGCAAUACUACCUUGCCGAUGGAUAUGCAUCUGGUUUGUUCAACAAGGACAAGCCCGAUUACGACCGCGCAUUUCCACUGUUCAUUGCCGCGAGCAAACAUGGUCACGCCGAGUCGGGGUACCGUGCUGCCCUUUGCUACGAGUUUGGCUGGGGAUGCCGCAAAGAUUACGCCAAAGCCGUGCAGUUUUUCCGUGCAGCAGCAUCAAAGAACCACCCUGGAGCCGCAACACGACUUGGUUCUGCAUGUCUGAGAGGUGACAUGGGUCUCCAGGGCAAGUACAGGGAAGGCGUCAAGUGGCUCAAGCGCGCCUCCGAAUCCGCCGACUACCAAUACAACAAUGCGCCCUACGAGCUAGGCCUCUUGCACGAAACAGGUUACGGAGACGACAUCUUCAAAGACGAGAUUUACGCCGUCCAGCUGUUCACACAAGCCGCAGAAUUGGGACAUCCAUCGGCGGCCCUGAAGCUCGGAGAGGCGUACGAGCACGGACUGCUGUGUUGUCCCAAAGAUGCCGCUCUCUCGGUGCAUUACUACAAUUGCGCUGCUCAAGCCGAUAUCCCCGAAGCCAUGAUGAAUCUCUGUGCAUGGUACAUGGUUGGCGCCGAGCCCGUGUUGGACAAGGACGAAAACGAGGCAUAUGAGUGGGCCAAAAAGGCUGCAGAGCAUGGUCUUCCCAAAGCUGAGUAUGCUUGCGGUUACUUUACAGAGAUGGGCAUUGGAUGCAGACGUGACCCGCUAGGAGCGAACGUCUGGUACGUCAAAGCCGCCGAUCAUGGAGAUGAAAGAGCAAAGCAGCGUCUCGCUAUCAUCCAGGCCGCUGCAUCGGGCCAAACACACGCGCCAACGAGCGACGACAAAGGCAAACUCAAAAAAGGUGGGAAAGAGGGCAAGGACGGUAAAGAAGGCAAAGAGGAGAACUGCACGCUCAUGUGA